CUUCGCCGUUCGAGAUCUUUGCGCGCCGUUUCUGAUCUCACCGGCAGCCACCGAGAAAUGAACUCAAUUGCUAAGCGUUUAUCAAGCUUAUUUGGGAAGUCAGCUUGCGCCACUGAACCCUUGAAUAGUGGGCGUCAUCAACUGCAGCAACUUCAGCAAUGCAGAGGCAUACGAGUGCGGGUCUUUAAUGGGAACUUGGAAUCGGCAUUGGCAUUGAUGCAGCGUAAGAUGACAUCAAGUGGGAUCGAGAGAAUGAUAAAGAAAGAACAGAGAUUCCAUAUCAAAAACUCUGAAAAGCGUGUUUUAGCCCGAAAGAACUUGGAGCGGAGACUUCGAUCUGAGGACCUUGCCCGGAAACUUAAGGCUAUUAUGAUCAAGAAAGUCAGGGGUCUUUGAGAAUGUUGCACUAAUAUCAGAAAAAAUAUGGCUGGUGUCAGUUGCAGUUAUGUGGUUAUUUGUUCGUGGCCACCGCAGCUGUCACAUUCUUUCAAAUUGUAUGAGUGGGUAGUAUGUACUUUGGUAGCUAUGAUUUUGGGUAUCAGAUGCAUUGUUGCUAUCUCAUUAACUAUGAAUAAA
Lotus japonicus is the source of this 576-nucleotide messenger RNA. RefSeq lists its product as uncharacterized. The record is from RefSeq and is a predicted model, not a curated record. Gene Ontology annotation, biological process: translation. Gene Ontology annotation, molecular function: structural constituent of ribosome. The transcript has 3 exons. Bases 58 to 396 code for a protein of 112 amino acids. Lineage: Eukaryota; Viridiplantae; Streptophyta; Magnoliopsida; Fabales; Fabaceae. Gene Ontology annotation, cellular component: ribosome.